UGUGGCGCAGUGGCGCGCUGGCUCCAGUCCUCCGGUAUCCCGUCAGCAUGAAGACAGACAGAAGCGCGUAGAUCAGAGCCGCACAUGCUUUCUCUCAGCUACUACUUUAACUAACUCACACUUAGCCAAGAUGGCGGAUUCCGACGACUGGGACGCUGACAACUUCGAGCCGAGUGAGGCGAUACAAAAUGCCGCCGGGAGGCUGGAUAGAUGGGAAGGCGAAGACGAGGAGGAAGACGUGAAGGAUAACUGGGAUGAUGACGAUGAAGAGGAGAAGGAGGAAGAAGAGGAGGAGAAAGUUGAACAGAAAAAAGCAGAGGUGAAACCGUCUGAGAAGAAAAAAUUAACUGAUAAAAUAAAAGAGAAAGAAAUUUUGCAAAAGAAAAAACAAGAUGAGAUGAUGGAAACAGCAAAAAGUGAGAAUCUGUCACCAGAGGAGCAGAAUGCAGAGAAGCUUCGACUGAAGAAACUGCAGGAGGAGGCAGACAUGGAAUUGGCCCGUGAGGCAUUUGGUGUCGAUCCUGCUGCUGCAAACGCCUCUACUACUGUUAUCACAACAAACAAUGCCUCUGGAAUUGAAGCCAUGUGCCCUUCAUCCAAAGAUGACUUUGUUGCAUUUGAAAAAUUACUGAAAGAUAAAAUAACACAGUUUGAAAAAUCAGUGCAUUAUUCCAGCUUUUUGGAUUCACUGUUUCGAGAACUUUGCAUUUCAUUGGAAGUAGAUGACCUGAAAAAAAUAAGUAAUUCUUUGUCUGCUCUUCUCAGUGAAAAACAGAGGCAAGAAAAGGAAAAGAAGGCAAAUAAGAAAAAGAAGAAAGGUGUAGUCCCUGGUGGUGGAUUAAAAGCAAACAUGAAAGAUGACUUUGGUGAUUAUGGUGGUUUUGACGAUGGCUAUGGCAAUGAAUAUGAUGACUUCAUGUGACGAAGGUUCAUCGUCCCCCUUCCCAUUCCCUCUGUGCCGAGAUGCCCUUGCAGACAUGCAACAUUACCCUUUCAUGCUUCUCAGUGCCAUCUUGGACACUGAACAAUGUGUCAACCCUUUACUUGGUUCCAGUGGUGACAGACUCCUCAUAAAGCUGCUAUCAGCCCAUUGCACCUCAGCGGCAAAUGGGGGAAAAGUAAAUUUAUUCAGAUGGCCUUGAAUUCUCAUUUUUAUUUCGAAAACAGACUAUGAUAUGGGAUUUUUGAUGGAGGCGUUUUCUCUGAUUGGCUUAAAUAAGCAUUUCAAUGCCUUAUAGAAAACUUUGCAGACAAUAUCUUUUUUGUUUUCCUUGAAAGUGACUUAUGUUUUUAAAGCUGUGCAAUUUCAAUUACACAGAAGUAAAUGUGAUGCUCUAUGCAAAUUAAUUUCUUCCAAGAAUGUCCUUAUUGAAAGUAUGGUUGUACUUUUCUUGCAUAUUUAUGCACUAUUGGAAACCGUUUUCCAAAUGUGAACCAUCCACCAUUUGAAAUAAUAGGAAUUUAUCAGUGAUUUGAGUCAACACUACAUAAUGAACAGGGGGCUACAUAAAAGAAUGGAAACAAUGAAAGCAAAACAAAACUGAAUUCAAGCAUUGUCCAGAAUCUCUUGACAUUGCCUUCCUAUGAAUGCAGAACAGACUACCUAUGGUGCAGUUGUUUAUCCGCCAAAGUAUAAUUUAAAUUAUCUCAGUAUUGCUGCACAUUUGGAUAAUUAAUGAUAUUCAAUAGUGUUGGUCCUAUGACAGUAUAUGAUCAGUUGAAGAAUAUGUAUAUGAUCAUCGCUAGUGGAAGCAACAAAUCCAUGGGGUUUUCUGCUUUAUUUGAUCCAUUGUCACUAUACAGUAAGUUUAUAAAGGCAUGAAUGAAUUAAAAUGAAAUGCAAAUUUGUUAUUGGCAGCAAAACAUUUAUAAAAAAAACUUGGAGGAUUUUCUCAUACGUUGUUAAAAUUGGGCCAUGAUAACACAAAGGCAUUGUUUUGUUUUUUUUAAAUCUCUAAUUUAAUAAAAUCAUUGGACUAAA
Puntigrus tetrazona (Sumatra barb) is the source of this 1981-nucleotide messenger RNA. It is a transcript of the gene eif3jb, whose product is annotated as eukaryotic translation initiation factor 3, subunit Jb. The transcript has 8 exons. The record is from RefSeq and is a predicted model, not a curated record. The coding region runs from base 131 to 922 and encodes 263 amino acids. NCBI's taxonomy places the organism in Eukaryota, Metazoa, Chordata, Actinopteri, Cypriniformes, Cyprinidae. Gene Ontology annotation, molecular function: translation initiation factor activity. Gene Ontology annotation, cellular component: cytoplasm; eukaryotic translation initiation factor 3 complex.